UUGCUAGUACUUAGAAACGAGGCGGAACAAUACAAUGCUCUGGUCGGGGGAAGACCAGACGAGGAGAGAACAGUUUGGUUGGAGGAGCAAUUCGGGCAGGUGGCCUCCAUCAUCGGCCCCAAGACAGCACCAACAUCUAGCUGGUCUACAGAAGAUGUCAAUAUUCGCUCCAGGGCUGUUUAGGGGCAAGGUGGCUCUGGUGACAGGAGGAGCUACAGGUAUUGGCAAGGCUAUCACCGCGGAACUACUCUCCCUCGGUUGUACUGUGGUAAUUGCAUCAAGAAAAGAAGAGAGGUUAAGAGAGGCAGUUCAGGAACUCUGUCCAAAUGGCAAGAGACUUGUAGCAAAAGUAUGCAAUAUCAGAGAAGAAGAUCAAGUUAAAAAUCUGAUCUCCUCAACGCUGCAUGACCUUGGCAAGAUAGACCAUCUUGUAAAUAAUGGUGGAGGUCAAUUUCUAUCUCCAGCAGCAAACAUUAGCCUCAAAGGCUGGAAUGCUGUGCUGGAAACCAAUCUUACUGGAACUUUCUUAAUGUGCAAAGAAGUUUAUGAUCAGUGGAUGAGGGACAACGGUGGAGUGAUUGUUAACGUCAUUGUCGACAUGUUCCGUGGCACACCAAUGGUAGCUCACACAGGAGCAGCUCGAGCAGGAGUUGACAACUUAACUAAGAGUCUUUCAGUAGAAUGGGCCUCCAAUGGAGUGCGAAUAAAUUCAGUGGCACCAGGAGGCUCCAUUUACUCUCCUACAGCGGCUGCAAACUAUGGAGAUGGCAACAUCUUUGAAAAAGUUCGUGUCCACAUUCCAACAAAAAGGCUUGGAACACCGCAAGAGGUGGCAAGUGCAGUAUGCUUCCUGUUGUCCCCUGGAGCAUCAUUCAUUACUGGUGAAACUCUGAAGAUUGAUGGAGGUGGUAGUCUUUACUCUAAUCUCAUGUGGAAUAUUCCAGAGCAUGACAAAUUACCUGCAUAUGCUUGGACCUACAAACCCCUUGAGGAAGAUGAUGCCACUCCACCAAAUGCAAAGUUAUAAUAUUUGUAUAUACUGUACUGUGUAACAGUUGGAUAUUGAUAUCUCCUGAUAGUUAAUAACAGGUCAGUUUUCUACAGAAAUGGUAUUACUGUACCCAUUUUUUCAAUUGCCAUUUUCUGUGGGGAGCCCGUUCAGCUCCCUGGAGUUAUAGGACUUAUAUACGCUAUAUUAGUCUGGGGCUUCAGUCAAUGGAGUCCUGCCUACUGAGAACCAGAGCCGGAACCUGGACCCCCCUCAGAGAGGCACAGAGAAAAUUGGCUUAAGGAGACCCCCUCGUCCCCUUGUAUUUGGGGGUAUUCCUUGUCUAGCAUCGACCGGGGUUAGGCACCCAGAAAGGUAGGCAUCUCAAAACAAACCCCACAUGGUAGGAAAUUG
Molecule: messenger RNA, 1402 nt
Organism: Procambarus clarkii (red swamp crayfish)
Lineage: Eukaryota; Metazoa; Arthropoda; Malacostraca; Decapoda; Cambaridae
Source: RefSeq, a predicted model, not a curated record